Cimex lectularius (bed bug) is the source of this 2153-nucleotide messenger RNA. RefSeq names its product centrosomal protein of 97 kDa (gene Cep97). The transcript has 13 exons. The coding region runs from base 117 to 1988 and encodes 623 amino acids. NCBI's taxonomy places the organism in Eukaryota, Metazoa, Arthropoda, Insecta, Hemiptera, Cimicidae. Gene Ontology annotation, biological process: mRNA splicing, via spliceosome. Gene Ontology annotation, cellular component: U2 snRNP. Gene Ontology annotation, molecular function: protein binding; U2 snRNA binding. The record is from RefSeq and is a predicted model, not a curated record.
CUUCCUUUGAUUAGCCGAUUGGUUUUGUCGGUUUUGUUUCUGUCAUGUUUUUGCUUUCGUUAAACAUCUUUAGUUUUUCUACCCCUGAGAUAUAAGUGAAUUUCUUUAUACAAACAAUGAAUUUAGAAGAGAACAAGUUAAACUUGUCGGGGCAGUCUUUGAAGAAGAUUCCGAAAAACCUGCCAGCAGACAUAGCAAGCAAAGUGACCGAGCUCCACCUUGAUAACAACGAACUUCAAAGGCUGGAAAAUAUUUCACAAUUCCCCAAUGUUGUUGAGUUAUCAGCCACACAUAACCAAGUUCCUAGGAUGUACCCAGUAGCUCCUCUCCACCAUCUUGUACGACUUGAUUUAUCACACAACAAUAUCAUGUCCAUCGAGGGACUGAAAGAACUCGUCCAUCUUUCUUAUUUAAACCUUUCAAGUAAUAAGAUUAAAGUUAUUGAACACUUGAACACCAAUUUGCAAUUGGAGCAUUUAGAUCUUUCGGAUAAUUUUAUUAACUCAAUAACAAACAUUAGCCAGUUGACAAAGUUGAAGAAACUGCUUUUACAUAAGAACAUGAUUGUCCAACUUCGUCACUGUGAAAUAUUACUGCCUACUUCUUUAGAAAGUUUAACUUUAGCAGCUAAUAAAAUUAACGAUCUAAAUGAAAUAUCUCAUCUUUCAAGUUUACAAAGUCUACGUGAUAUAUCAAUUGUUUCAAAUCCUUGUGUAGAGAUGACAGGCAAUGCAGUUGGAUUUGAUUACCGUCCUUUUCUUGUGAACUGGUGUACAAGUUUAAAGUGCAUUGAUGGUUUUGUUGUUGAUGAUAUUGAAAGUUUAAAGGGUGAAUGGUUGUAUUCUCAAGGGCGUGGAAGACAGUUCAAGCCAGGCCAACAUGCAGAAUUAGUACAAUAUUUAGUUGAAACUUGUUCAUUAAACAACGAAAAUUUGCAGUCUGAACAUGAAAGGAAGCUGAGAUUAAUUUUAAGUAAAGCUCACCAUCAUCAAUCGCAACUUAGAAUGUCAGAACAGCCAGGUUCAGCUAGUGGAAAGCUGCGAAGUUCGAUAUCUGAACUAAUGUCCAGAAGUUUAGAUCCAACAUUACUUGAUAGUUGCAGUACACAUAUAACAGAUAAAAAAUUACCAGAUGUAAAAAGUGAGAAUGUCUUAACAAGGAGUCUUCAUUGUGAACCUGUGACGACAAGGGAGAUUGAUAAGAUGGUAUCAUAUGCAACCCCUUCUCCAUUGCCAGCUGCUUCAAAAUUAGUGCCAGUACCAGAAUCUCUAAUAAGCCCGAUGGUAACAAAUACUCCACCACUAGUCAUGCAAAAUGUCAACUCGGAUACGGUUUCUCCGUGUAAAUUGCAAACCAUUAAGAACAAAGCACAGCAGAAAAGAGUGAAGCGUGGUAUUACAAGUGAUAGAGAACAAGCUGCAAUUUACAUUCAAAAAAUGUGGAGAGGCUAUCAAACAAGAAAUUUGAAUCCUAAAGUUCUUUCCAUUUACCAGCAUUUGCAAACAAGAAGGACUUAUCAAUACAUACAAAAAUUGUCUGAGGAUAUGGAGGCAACAAGAGCAGCACUAGACAGUGAGCAUAAACUGCAGUUAUUGCAAAUGCAAGCAAUUAAUGCACUAUGGAAAAAGGUUGUUAGUUUGCAGCCUGCUAAACUAGAUGAAAGCAUAGGUGAAGUGAAAGAUUUGGCACAAACUUGUGAUCGAUUAAACAUCCAGGUACAACAGCUACAGUCGUGCAUGCAAGAAGUCCUUCGAUGCGUGAGUCCAAGUAGUGGGAGUGCGAUGGGAACUCAGACAGAUAUAAGUGCUGUACGUACACCCUGUACAGAAUCCAAUGAUACUAAGUUUCUACAUUGUCGCCCAUCCACACUUUCUUUACCACCGCAAAAAGUGACACAAUAUGCUGAUGGAUUAGUUGAUGGUGUGAUGAAAGAUACAGUCGUAAAAGACUCUGUUCCUGUAUCGGAAACUCAAGAAUCCUUAAGUUAAAUAUAUUGUCUUUUAACGUUGUAUACAAUGCAAUAUACAACCAGAGAGUGCAAUUGAGAGUAUGAAUUUUUCAUGUUUGAUAUUAUUGUUAAUACAAUUAACUUCAUUGACACACUAACUUUGCUACAGUAUUACAUUUAAACAUUAAAGUAAAGUUACAAUCUC